Molecule: messenger RNA, 2246 nt
Organism: Dacryopinax primogenitus
Lineage: Eukaryota; Fungi; Basidiomycota; Dacrymycetes; Dacrymycetales; Dacrymycetaceae
Exons: 2
Coding region: 62-2119 (685 amino acids)
Biological process (GO): sphingomyelin catabolic process
Molecular function (GO): sphingomyelin phosphodiesterase activity
Source: RefSeq, a predicted model, not a curated record
GUCCCCCCUUCAUCAAUGCAUCCCAGGACGAGUUGCUCCCUGCACAUCGCGGACUACGACCAUGCUCUUCGCUGUCGUCGCUCUCUCCCUCGUCGCUUUUGCCCGUGCCGGCGAGACCAGCCUCGCCCUCGGCAGCCCGACCUACGUCGCCCAGGGUGUCUUCCCUACCGAGGCGUUUGCUAGCUACUACAACGUCCCCACUCUGACGGACGAGCAGCCGCAGCCAGUCAUCACCAAUGUCCUCACGGGCAAGGUGUUCGCUGCCGGCCUGACUGACCCCAAGAAUAUCCCGGUGAACGACACGUCCGACCCGCGCACGUACCCACCCGCGCUCCUGUCGACCGACGCAGCCGGCCCUCUCGUGCAGAACGCGUUCAAUCAGAUCGUCAACAUUGCCAACCUGAACAACUCUGGCUGGGGCAACAACUGCUCCCGCUGCCUUGCUGGGCUCGAAGUCGCCAAAGCUGUCGCGCUCGUCACCCCCGAGUCGAUCCCUACGCUCGCCGUGAAUCUGUGCAAUUACUUCAAGUUCUCCACCACGUGCCAGAACACUUAUGGACCGCUCGCACUCGGCCAGGUCCUUGCCCAGGUCCUCGCUGCUGCCGAUGUUGCUGGGUAUGACGGCCAGAACAUCUGCAACAACUUCGUUUCCGGUUUCUGCCCUCUCCCUCCCCCCAGCCCGCUCAACAUGACCGGCUACUUUGCCAAGCCCAAGCCGGCGAAUGCAGUUGCUCCUCCUCCCUCUGGACAGCGCGCCAGGGUUCUCCACAUCUCUGACUUCCAUCUUGAUGCGCGUUAUGCUACUUUCGCAGAGGCGAACUGCACUUCCUCCCUCUGCUGCAGGGCGAACAACCCCAACUCGCACUCGCUUAACCAGGUCCUGCUCCCUGCUCCUCGCUACGGGUGGUUCACCUGCGAUACGCCUUACGACCUUGCCCUCGCUGCGCUCCAGGCUAUUCCCGCUGUCACCGGCACCGAGGGCUCCGGCUUCGACUUUACCAUCUUCACCGGUGACCUCGUCUCCCACGAUCCUGAGAACGAGCUCUCCCAGACGUACGUCGAGUACACCGAGACGGUGCUCUACGAUUUGUACAAGAAGUACCUCGGCUCUGGCCCGAUCUACGCCGCGAUCGGCAACCACGACAGCUACAACCAGGCCGAGGACGCGCCUGCUCUGCUCGGCACCCAGCUCGGCCAGGCUAACCUUAGCACCCAGUUCUCCUGGAACUACGACACCCUCUCCACUCUCUGGGAGAACAACGACUGGAUCUCCUCCGAUGUCGCGGCGAUGGCUAAGGCGCACUACGGUGCCUACUCCGUCGCGCGCCCCGACGGCCUGCGCAUCAUCACCAUCAAUACUGACCUGUGGUACAAGGCGAACUACUUCAACUACAUCAACAUGACCAAGUCCGACCCAUCCGGCAUGCUCCGGUUCGUCGCUGACGAGCUACAGGAAGCUGAGGACGCAGGUGAGCGCGCGUGGAUCAUCGGCCACGUCCUUUCAGGCUGGGACGGCUCCAACCCCCUGAACAACCCUACGAACCUGUUCUACCAGAUCGUCGACCGUUACGCACCGCACGUCAUCGCCGGUAUCUUCUUUGGCCACACGCACGAAGACCAGUUCCAGAUCUUCUACGCAAACAACGCUACAAACAUCUCUGCCGCUUCUGCAGGCGCGGUCGCUUGGAUCGCUCCGUCCAUCACUCCCCUUACGAACUUGAACUCUGGAUUCCGUAUGUACGAGAUCGACGCCGUCACGUUCGACAUCCUCGAUGCUCACACGUGGUACACGAACAUCUCCGCCACCGCGUCGCUGGACAACCAGACCGCCCACGGCCCCAAGUUCGUGUACGAAUACAGCACCCGCCAGGCGUACGGGAAGAGCAUCUCCUGGCCCGCCUCGGCUCCGCUGAACGCUACCUGGUGGCACAAGGUCACGGAAGAGUUUGAGCAGAACCCGGCGCUCAUCCAGCAGUUCACGACGUAUCAGGGUAAGACUUCCGUGCUGAGCCCGAACUGCACGAGCGCGGCGUGCGUAGCGGCCAAGAUCUGUUAUAUGCGUUCUGGGUCUGGGCCGAUUGGCAAGACUUGUACGCAAGGAUUUGGCUCGGUGCAGUAGUUGCACGAUGCACGUUGCACGACUGGGUCUGGGUUUCUUUGAAAGAACUUUGAACUUUGUGGGAAUGAAAUGGUUGAUGGGAAGUUGAAAAGUACUCUGUUUUAGAUUGGUAAUCAAUGGGUUGUUG